GGUGCGGCCGGGCCGGAGCCGCCGGAGCGAUCACUGGGCCCGGAGCGGUCACUGGGUCCGGAGCCGCCGGAGCGGUCACUGGGCCCGGAGCGGUCACUGGGCCCGGAGCGGGGCCGGCGGGGAGCGGCGGCAGCGGGUGAGGACAUGCGGCGGGGGCCAUGAGCGAGCGGUGGGACGUGGGCCGGGCCCUGGCGCUGGCCGCGCUGUUCCGGCUGCUGCAGGGCGCGGGCCGGGGCUGCGCCGCGCCCUUCGUGCCGCUGUACCUGCGGCUGCUCGGGCUGCCCGCGCCGCUCGUGGGGGCCGCGGCCGGGGCCCGGCACCUGGCGGCGCUCGCCGUGCCCCUGUGCUGCCCGCGGGGCCGCGCCGGCCGGCGGCUGCUGCUGGCGGGGUCGGUGCUGGGCUCGGCCGGGGCCAGCCUGGCGCUCACCCUCAUCCCGCCCGCGGGGGACACGGGCUGCGACCGCAGCGGGCAGCUCGGCCUGCCCGGCUCCCUGCCCUCCGCUCUCCCUUCCACUCUGCUCGUCCCGGUGCCCACCACAGUGCCCAGCCCGAUGACCAGCCCAGUGCCCAGCCCCGGCACAAGCAGUUACACAGCGUUAAGCUCGAGUGCUGUGACGGACACGAGAGCUGUGCCAAAGGGAACGGGGAGAGCAGCUGCUGACGUGUUGGCAGCGAGCAGGAAGCCCGCUCUGGGCAUUUCAACCUUCCAGGGGUUGUUGGGCACACCAGGUGCACUUCAGGAAAACGGCAGAGGACUUGGGGAAGGCGAUCCGAAGGGAGAUGGCUCCUUGGACGGUCUCUCUGGCUGGACAGUGAGAGCCAUUGAUCAGCGGACACAGGAGCCAGAAAGGCCGGCUUCCUCCGGACCUCCCUCCCCCGGACUCCAGGAGGAAACUCCGGGUUCUGCUGCAACAGAUCUUGCUGUUGAUGCUGAGGAAAGCCUAAAUGCUACUGAGAGUAAUGAGCCAGCUUUGUUUAAAACAGCUUUUCCAACAGCUGUUGGAAAUGCCUACGUGUCUGAAAACCUUUUGGAGUCUCGAGAUGUCAAGUUCAAGGCAGUGCAAAGCAUCUUCCAGGACAGAGAGUAUCAAGUUUUUCUCAUGGUCCUGGGCGCUGUGGUGCUUUGGGAGCUGUUGGCCACUUCCCUGGAAUGGACCAUGGAUGAGAGUGUCUACGAGUACCUGGACUUUGUGGACGCCACGGACAGGUUCGGGCGGCUCUGGCUGUGGAGUUCUGCGGGCGCGGCCGCCGGAGCCUGCGGUGUGUCCGUGCUGGUGGAUCAGCUGGAUUGCUCCCUCGGCCGCUCCAUCCCCCGCCUCGCCGUGCACUUCUACAGCUACGCUGUCCUGGCAAUGCUCUCACUGCUUGUCAGCGCCUUCUUUCCCGGCCACAUUCCCAGGAAGAGCGCCCGUGCUCCCAGGCUGGCCAAAGCGCUGGCCCUGCUGUGGGGGGACGGCCGGGCGCUGCUGUUCGCGGGCACCAUGUUCCUCGUGGGUGCUGCCAGCUCUGCCGGGCACAACUUCCUCCUGUGGCAGCUGCAGGACCAGGGCAGCAGCGAGCUCCUCAUGGGGCUCUGGGUGGCCCUGGGGCCUCUGGCAGAGCUGGGCCUUCACCCCCUCAAGGGGCAGCUGCUGCGGGCACUGCCGGGCGCCAGGAUGGUGGUGCUGAGCCUGGGCGUGCUGGCAGCGCAGCUCCUCAGCUACUCCCUGCUCCGGGCUCCGUGGGCAGCGCUCCCCGUGCAGGCGCUGUCCGCCCUCAGCAGCGGGGCCCUGCGCUGGCAGCUGGAGGGGACAGUGGGGGACAUCGCCAGGCCGGGCACGGAGCGCGCCCUGCACGCCCUGCUCGGGGGGCUCUGGGCGGGAGGAGCCAGCCUGGGCAGCUUUGGGGGCGGGUUUGUGGUGCAGCACUUGGGGCUGGCAGUGCUGUUCCAGGCCAGCUGCGUGGGGCUCGGGCUCUGGAUCCUCUUCUUCAUAAUUGUCCAAUCCAGACUGCCCCGGCAGAGGAAAAUUAAUUAUUCCCGACUCCUGGCUGCUGAUUCCAGUGAAAUGAGCGACUCUGAGGAGGAGAACGAGAAGGACUGGCUGGUAAAGGCCAUGAAGGAUGAGAGCUUUAACAGAAAUUGGAUACAGCAGCACGGGGUCAACUAAUCUGUACCUAAAUCUGCGGGGUGGCAUGGGAACCUGGUAUAAUGAUAAUAUCCAGGAAUCACUGUUAAUUCUAAAGUGCUAACUAUAUACAGGCUGUGUCUGACGGGAGAGAUUUUUAUUUUUUAAAAAAAAUUAUAAAUCUUAUUUUCUUACUUUAUAGGCUUCUUCCUUUUUUUUUGUAAUUUUUCCUUUUUAACUUGAUGAUUUUGCUGCCAAAAUCCCAAAAGGAUGUUUCAGGUGUACAUUGGCUGAAAUGAAUGUGGAUGAGUUUUUAGACGAAAAACAAACUUGGAUCGUUGCUGCCAGUGCUGCAGCCGAGGCUGUGAGUGACAGCUGUGACCUGGGCUGUGACACAAUCAGAUGGAAAUGACUGACGUGCUGACAGCACACGGAACCCUUCCAAGGCGGCUGUAAACUCUUUGCACUCUGUAAGGGCUGUGAAUAAAAACCUGGUUCAUUUGUAAAAGAAGGUUUUGCUGCAGACCA
Molecule: messenger RNA, 2633 nt
Organism: Corvus hawaiiensis (hawaiian crow)
Lineage: Eukaryota; Metazoa; Chordata; Aves; Passeriformes; Corvidae
Gene: MFSD6L
Product: major facilitator superfamily domain containing 6 like
Exons: 1
Coding region: 159-2147 (662 amino acids)
Cellular component (GO): membrane
Source: RefSeq, a predicted model, not a curated record